This is a messenger RNA of Eremothecium cymbalariae DBVPG#7215, 792 nucleotides long. RefSeq names its product transcriptional co-activator mating type protein alpha (gene HMLALPHA1). The transcript has a single exon. The record is from RefSeq and is a predicted model, not a curated record. Gene Ontology annotation, biological process: positive regulation of mating-type specific transcription, DNA-templated. Gene Ontology annotation, cellular component: nucleus. Gene Ontology annotation, molecular function: DNA binding, bending. Lineage: Eukaryota; Fungi; Ascomycota; Saccharomycetes; Saccharomycetales; Saccharomycetaceae. Bases 1 to 792 code for a protein of 263 amino acids.
AUGUCAGAAAUAAAUUAUAAGACCCCUAUGUUCAGGGUAAAAAUCAAGAAACCAAAGACCAGAAAGGGGUCCCGAAGAAGGAAGGGGUCAAGUGUAUUAAAGAUUUUAGAAAUCAAGAAUCAAGAUAACUAUAACAAGAAAAAAGGCUAUUAUAAAUGCGAAGGUGUUAAUUUGUAUAUGACAUCUGGUCCACCAAAGAAAAUACCCGAACCGCCGAAAGAACUUCUCAGGUACAUAAAACAACAAAAUUUUGAAUUUGAAGAUAUUAAACAAAGUAAUAAUAACAAGAGUAUAGCAUACAGUGAAGAAACUGAUAUUCCUAAGAAACGAAAAAAGAUUAAUGAAUUCAUGGCUUUUAGAAGUUAUUAUUCAAGAUUUUUUAGAGGCAUAGUACCGCAGUUAGAAUUGUCAAGAAUUUUGGCACAACUAUGGCAUGAGAAACCAAAGAUGAAAAGAACUUGGGAAAUGUUUGCUGAGCAUUAUAAUAUGGAACAACCAGAUCAAAGUUUUCCAGAGUGGCUUGAAAAAACAUAUACUUCCAGUUAUACCCCGAAAGGAAAAGUAAAAAUUGAUGAUGAUCAAGAUGAAAAAUCAAAGCAUCCAUAUGUUGAGGACUUAUACCUAAAUACUGGAAAUAAUGGAGGAAAUACUGACCUAGUCCAUAAACUGAAUACUGCCUUCAAUCCAAAUAUUCAAAAGUCUACAGAUGAAGAUGUGGGAGUACCACUUAAUAAUCUACUUUUUACAGAGUUAGAUUUGUUUCAUCUAUUAGACGAAGUGCCAUCCUUUUAA